This is a messenger RNA of Lates calcarifer (barramundi perch), 3222 nucleotides long. RefSeq names its product suppressor of fused homolog (Drosophila) (gene sufu). Gene Ontology annotation, molecular function: transcription factor binding. The transcript is spliced from 12 exons. The coding region runs from base 230 to 1645 and encodes 471 amino acids. Gene Ontology annotation, cellular component: nucleus; cytoplasm. Lineage: Eukaryota; Metazoa; Chordata; Actinopteri; Centropomidae. The record is from RefSeq and is a predicted model, not a curated record.
AACCAAUGGUUAAAUUGUUUUUUGUAAAGGAUGAGCAACAGGCUGGGCCCCUGCUGAGAAGAGCACAACGAGCGGAGUUAAAUCUGUUUACUGUUAGACGGCAUUACUAGUGUGAAGCCUCUAUGGUUUAGUUUUUUCUCUGUUUUGUUAAACUGGGGGUGGGUAGAAGAAAAUCACUGCAUUCACAUUGUUUUUAAGUAGAACAACCAGAUUUGCUCGAGGCCGAGGCAUGGAUGAGGUACGGCCUACCAGUGGUGCUCAAGCCCACGGGCUGGUGCCGCUGUUUCCUCCCGGACUGCAGGCUAUCUACGGGGAAUGCCGGCGACUUUACCCCGAGCAAGCCAACCCGCUUCAAGUAACAGCCAUUGUAAAAUACUGGUUAGGGGGACCAGAUCCAUUAGACUACAUCAGUAUGUAUAGGAAUAUGGGCUGUCAAGCUCAGGACAUCCAGGAGCAUUGGCACUAUGUCAGUUUUGGACUGACUGACCUGUAUGGGGAUAAUAGGGUUCACGAAUUCACAGGGGCAGAUGGACCUAGUGGGUUUGGCUUUGAGCUCACCUUUAGACUCAAAAGAGAGGUGGGAGAGACUGCACCACCAACCUGGCCAGCUGAACUUAUGCAAGGCUUGGCUCGCUAUGUGUUCCAGUCAGAAAACACAUUUUGUAGUGGCGACCAUGUAUCGUGGCACAAUCCACUAGACAACAGUGAAUCUCGUAUCCAGCAUAUGUUGCUUACAGAGGACCCACAGAUGCAACCAAUUCAAACGCCAUUUGGCACAGUGAGCUUUCUCCAGAUUGUGGGUGUAUGUACGGAGGAGCUACAGGCUGCCCAACAGUGGAACGGCCAAGGCAUCCUGGAGCUGAUGCGUGGAGUCAGAGUAGCUGGUGGCCCCUGGCUCAUCACAGACAUGAGGAGAGGGGAAACCAUUUUUGACAUUGAUCCACACCUACAACAGGAGAGAGUGGACCAGGGUAUUGAGACAGAGGGCUCUAACCUGAGUGGUGUCAGUGCCAAGUGUGUGUGGGAUGAUCUGAGUCGACCACCCGAGGAUGAGGAGGACAGCCGAUCCAUCUGUAUAGGAUCACAGCCACGCAGGCUCUCAGACAAAGACACAGAGCAGAUCAGGGAGACCCUGAGAAAAGGACUGGAAUUUAACAGCAAGGCAGCACUACCACCCAUCAACAGCCAGAGACAGAGCCAUGAGAGACCUCAGAGUCGGAAGGACAGUUUGGAGAGUGAGAGUUCAGCAGCCAUUGUUCCACAUGAGUUGGUCCGAACACGUCAGUUGGAGAGUGUCCAUCUGAAAUUCAACCAAGAAUCAGGCACGCUGCUGCCCCUCUGCUUACGGGGCCGGUUGCUACACGGGAGACAUUUCACAUACAAAAGUAUCAAUGGAGACACAGCCAUUACAUUUGUGUCUACAGGAGUUGAAGGAGCUUUUGCUACUGAAGAGCAUCCAUAUGCAGCCCAUGGCCCCUGGCUUCAGAUAUUGUUGACUGAGGAGUUUGUGGAGCAAAUGCUUGGGGAUUUACAGGAACUUAAUACUCGUGAAGAGACAAAGUUACCAAAGGAGUACAGUUGGCCAGAAAAGAAGCUGAAGAUCUCUGUCCUACCAGACUCUGUGUUUGACAAUCCACUGCAGUGAGACAGAGACACUAAAUCACUAGAAAAUACCUACAAAAAUACCUGCAGACACACACUUCCAGAGUGGACUAUCAUAAACAGAAGCCCUCCCAGAACAUGCAACGACCCUGAGCUGUCAGGGCACGUAGAUAAUGUUGCUCCCACACUGGGCAACCUGAGACUGUUUCAUCCCUGAAGAUGAUAUGAAGACUUGACUGUUACUGCCUUCUCAGACCUGCCCCAUUGUUUACAACAUUUCUCUGAGGUUUGAACACUUUUGACAGUCUCAAACCAGCUUCAAACCAGCCUGUCCAGAUGGUUGACCUGUUAGAACAAUCAUUAUAGGUGACACACUACACUAGCUCCAGGGCAAAACAGGAUGUUGUCAUUCCUCCAGUAAGGCCUGCCAGGUCCAAAAAAGACCUCAGAAAUGCAGUUGAGUGUGCUUCCUGUGAUCACCAGAAAAAAUGUCCCAAGCAGUAACUGGGUUGGGUUUUCAAAAACUAUUUCUAUUUAUUCCAGUGGCCUUAAAAAGGGCUGAAAAGUCAAAUAUUGAACCAUUUUAUCAGUAUUGUUUUCAAUUGAGCUAAUGUUUAUAGUAUUUACAAAUGCUGGACAUUUUUCUCUUGUUGUGUUUGUGGUCAUACCAAAGUUAUAACUGUUGGCAGUCUGCUGCCAGUGCUGUCUGUCUCAAAUGUUAUAUGAUUCUGUAAUGAUGACUUAACAGGAUAAACUAUUAGUAACUGCUUUUCACUGCCUGUUUGUUUGGGAUAACCAAAUAAACAUCAGAAUUUUUGGCAAAUGCUGCAGGUAGAACCACCUCUAUCCCCCGCGCCAAGAACAUGACUCCUGUAUUGAGUAAUAUUUUUUGAAUGUGUCUUCUUUCAAUUUUCUCAUGCUUGAUGAUGCAUAUCUUACAAUUACAAAAUCAAAACCAUCAAGUCCGUUGUAAAAGUUCCAAGACUAGGAAUCUGUGUUCAGUGUCUUCUCUCGAGUGCUGUCUCUAGUGGCCAUUGAAAUAUAAAAUGUGGGAUUUUUUUUUUUUUUUUUUUUUUUUUUACUAGUUGGACCUGCCUGAAAAUGAGUUGGAGUAAAAUUCCUCCAUGCCUUGCGUUGAAAAGGACCACAUAUUCCCUGUUGACACUCGCGUUCAGCUCAUGAAUUAUUAAGAAAAUCCCUUUGAAGGCUGCUGCGUUCACUGUCUUUCUGAUACCAUUCCAUGUUAACACCAAAACAAAAGACUACUUUUACUACAAUGUCUUCUUAAAAAUGUAUUCUUAUACAAUCUUAUUUUUGUUUGUGUUUUUUUUAUUCAGAGUUACAAAAUGUAAAGUUUAGAAAUUGUUGUUAUGGUAUUUUGUAAGUCUAUCUUACUGACUGAACUGGCUGAUUGUAAUCCCAAGUGCAUUAAAGAGUGUAGAUAUUUACACAAAUAAAGCUGGAACACUAAUGCAGAAUUACAGAGGAGCUUAUAUCUUUAAAAUUUGUGAUGUGAGUGCAAUUUAAUCUGUACAUUUAUAUGGGAUUUAUAAGAUUUCCUAUAAAACAUGGGAGUCAUGAGACAACUUUUAUAAUGUAAUAAAUUGGUAACUAAUGUCA